Molecule: messenger RNA, 1474 nt
Organism: Nicotiana tabacum (common tobacco)
Lineage: Eukaryota; Viridiplantae; Streptophyta; Magnoliopsida; Solanales; Solanaceae
Biological process (GO): protein phosphorylation
Cellular component (GO): cytoplasm
Molecular function (GO): protein serine/threonine kinase activity; ATP binding
Source: RefSeq, a predicted model, not a curated record
AACCGGGUAAAGUCAACUAGUAGAGUAAUUAGAACUCAAUCGAUACGCAUACAGGUGGUGGAUCCGAGAGAGACGAAAACGGAAGUAAAGAAAAAAAGAAGAGAGAGAAAGGGAGAGUGUGAGAUCUAGGAAGAGAGAGAGAGAGAGGGAGCUGACCCAUAACUCAGGCAGUUGAUCGGAAAAGAGAUGGGGUGCUCGUUCUCGGGGUUGAAUGCUUUAUACGACGCCGUUAAUGGUGGUGGGGAUGUUUGGAUCAAUGAGAAUCGCUUCAGAAUCGUGAGACAGCUCGGGGAGGGCGGCUUCGCGUACGUUUUCCUCGUGAAGGAGGUCAUCUCUGACACUUCUAACCCUGGUCUUUCAAACAAAUUCAAGGACUCUUCUCACCUCUCCGAUGAUGGAACUUAUGCUAUGAAGAAGGUUCUUAUUCAGAACACUGAACAGUUGGAGUUGGUGAAAGAGGAGAUUCGUGUUUCAUCUCUAUUUACUCAUCGCAAUCUGCUUCCUCUCCUUGAUCAUGCUAUCAUCGCAGUCAAGGCCGCACCAGAUCAGUCCUGGAAGCAUGAAGCUUACUUGUUGUUUCCGGUACAUUUGGAUGGGACAUUACUGGAUAAUGCCACAGCCAUGAAAGCUAAGAAAGAAUUCUUUUCCACUUCGGAUGUUCUUCAAAUAUUUCGCCAGCUUUGUGCAGGACUCAAGCAUAUGCAUAGCUUUGAUCCUCCUUAUGCACAUAAUGAUGUCAAACCUGGUAAUGUCCUUUUAACUCAUAGGAAAGGACAGCCACCUCUUGCUGUAUUAAUGGAUUUUGGAAGUACACGUCCUGCAAGAAGGCAAAUCCGCUCUCGUUCUGAGGCCUUGCAGCUGCAGGAAUGGGCAUCUGAGCACGUUUCCGCACCCUUCCGAGCACCUGAAUUAUGGGAUUGCCCAAGCCAAUGUGAUAUUGACGAAAGAACUGAUAUCUGGUCAUUAGGUUGUACAUUAUAUGCAAUAAUGUAUGGAGUAUCUCCCUUUGAGUAUGCACUUGGGGAAUCUGGUGGAAGUCUGCAGUUGGCUAUUGUAAAUGCACAGAUAAAAUGGCCAGCCGGACCUAAACCUCCAUAUCCGGAAGCCCUUCACCAAUUUGUGACAUGGAUGCUUCAACCUCAGGGGACAGUUCGACCUCGCAUAGAUGAUAUCAUAAUUCAUGUUGACAAAUUGAUCUCAAAGUUUUCCCAUUGAAAGGAUAGGACAAGAUUUGUUGGGUUAGUUUACAGAUGAAUCAUCUUAUAACGUCUUUUAGCUUAUUACAUAACUUACUGCAAGUUACUAUUCUUGACUUUUCCCUGUUAAAAUGUGAGAGAAGCAGCAAUAGUUUGUUAUUGUUUGGAUUGCAUUCCAUGGCAAGAGGCUUUAGCAGUCAUACGUUUUUAUUUAUAAUUGUUGAAUGGUGAAUCAUCCACACUCUAUAUUUCUUACGCCAAAAGAAUCUUUUGCCUUA